Synchiropus splendidus (mandarinfish) is the source of this 3849-nucleotide messenger RNA. It is a transcript of the gene csgalnact1a, whose product is annotated as chondroitin sulfate N-acetylgalactosaminyltransferase 1a. The coding region runs from base 519 to 2255 and encodes 578 amino acids. Gene Ontology annotation, cellular component: Golgi cisterna membrane. The record is from RefSeq and is a predicted model, not a curated record. The transcript has 8 exons. Lineage: Eukaryota; Metazoa; Chordata; Actinopteri; Syngnathiformes; Callionymidae. Gene Ontology annotation, molecular function: glucuronosyl-N-acetylgalactosaminyl-proteoglycan 4-beta-N-acetylgalactosaminyltransferase activity.
GAUGAAGGCGGCACCAGUAUCCACACACCCUGCAUGUGUUUGCUGUGGACCCUUAUUGGACCGAACCAGCGGGUCAAAACAGAACCCCCAGUCAGCCCGGAGUGAGGUAAAUGCCACCGGAGCUUGAGAACCGGGUCCACAUUGUGAAGUAACCACAGAUGACCGUAGAGUUGCGAGCUCAUAGAAUGUAGCGCUGCUUCUCCCUGCAUCAUCCAGCUGAUUCAAUUAUUCCGGGAAACACUUUCCAUCACACGAGUCAAGAGACAGGAAGAAGAAAUUAUGGACGCACUGAGUCACACAUGAUGUAACAAGUCUGGGAUGGAUGCUGAAAACACAGUGUGUACUUAGUUUAACUGGCAAUGCCCAUGUUUUCUCUGAAGAAGCUUAUCGGGCGCCAGUAGAAACAACAGAUGAAGUGACCUCACGCUGAUAAGCAGCCGGUGAUGGAACACAAUCAUAGACUUAUCACAGCGGCUGUGUGUGAGGUCACAUGAGUAUUUGAUUUGUGAGGCGUUUGGAUGAUUCUCUCUGCGAUGUUACGACGUGGAUUGCUCGCCUGGGUGUCACGGGUUGGCGGGGUGCUGGUGCUCCUCUGCUGCUCUUUGUCGCUCCUCUAUGUUAUGACCUGCAGCCCCCCACACUCGGACGACCCCCCUUUGAGUCACGUGCUGCCCCGUGCAAGUCCCAACCACGUCGUUGGUACAGGGCCAGGAGCCGGAGCUGUGGUCGGUAAAACUGCGGGAGCUGGCCCUUCACAGAGUAAUGGUGUCCAGUCUUAUCAGGCGCUGCUGCAGGAGCGAGAGGAGCAGCAUCGACUUCACAUUUCCUCUCUGAAGAAGCAGAUUGCUCAGCUCAAAGAGGCUCUGCAAGAGCGUAGUCAACAGCUGAAAGGGGUGCAGGAGACUUUAAAGAGAGCUUCUGGAGGAACAGUGGAGGCUCAUGAAGCUGGGCCUGCAUCUGUUGUUGGACUUGGUGAAGCUCAAGGCGCUAAGAGCCAACAGAGUGACCUCCAGGAGUUCCUUGGAAGUCAGCUGUCGAAGGCAGAGGUGACCUCUGGAUCCAGACUCCCCAGUGAAUAUGCAGUGGUUCCCUUUGAGAGCUUCACCCUGCAGCGAGUCUACCAGCUAGAAAUGGGACUGACUCGCCACCCGGAGGAGAAGCCGGUACGCAAGGACAAAAGAGACGAGCUGGGGGAGGUCCUGGAGACCGCCCUGCACAACCUCAACACACCGUCAUCCCAGCAAGACAGCCAAACCAGCAAAGUAUACUCACCGUCCGACUUCAUUGAAGGUAUCACUCGCACUGAGAAGGACAAAGGGACGGUGUAUGAUUUGACCUUCAAAGGGGAGGCCGCUAAUGAGUUCCGUCGCCUUGUCCUCUUCCGUCCAUUUGGACCCCUGAUGAAGGUGAAGAACGAGCGGGUGGACACGGUCAACAUCCUCGUCAACAUCAUCGUCCCACUGUCCAAACGCACCGACAAGUUCAAGCAGUUCAUGCACAAUUUCAGGGAAGUCUGCGUCCGUCAAGACGGCCGGGUCCAUCUGACCGUGGUGUAUUUCGGGAAAGAGCAGAUGAGUGAAGUCCGCGGGAUUCUGGAGAACACAUCCAGGGAAGUCCAUUUUAAAAACUACACCUUGCUACAACUGGACGAGGAGUUCUCACGAGGUCGGGGUCUGGAUGUCGGCGCACGGUCCUGGAAGGGAGGGAAUGUGCUGAUGUUCUUCUGUGACGUGGACAUCUACUUUAACGCCGACUUCCUCAACACCUGCCGGCUCAACACGCAGCCCGGUAAAAAAGUCUUUUACCCAGUGCUGUUCAGCCAAUACAACCCCAGUUUGAUCUAUGGAGGCUCUGAGCACGUCCCAGCAGUGGAGCAGCAGCUGGUGAUCAAGAAAGACACUGGCUUCUGGAGGGAUUUUGGGUUCGGGAUGACCUGCCAGUACAGGUCGGACUUCAUCAACAUAGGAGGGUUCGACAUCGAUAUCAAAGGCUGGGGGGGCGAGGACGUCCACCUCUACAGGAAGUACCUGCACAGUAACCUACUGGUGGUCCGGGCGCCGUCGCGAGGUCUGUUCCACCUGUGGCAUGAGAAGCAUUGUGCGGACGAGCUCCCGCCGGACCAGUACCGUAUGUGCAUGCAGUCCAAAGCCAUGAACGAGGCCUCGCACGGGCAGCUGGGGAUGCUGUUCUUCAGGCGCGACAUUGAAGCUCAUCUACGGAAGCAGAAGCAGAACUCUGGCCCCAAGAAGUCAUGAUCGUACUGACGUCAACUUUUAAUCCGCUGUUUUCUGUUCAUGCACAUCACGUCGACAACAGUGUGUGUGCAGACCCACAACAGGAAUUAGAAGAAUGGAUUUGCGAAAUGCUAUCGUUGUUUUUAUUGAGCUUAGUAUUAAACCUUCCUAGUCUAUGUCAGCCGCAUUUCAGUCAGCUAUUUCACUUAUUUUGCAAUGAUGUACCUUCAUGUUACCAAGGGUAAGUUUUGUCAUUAGGUCUGUCUCAAUAUCAGGAAUAGUAAAAUAAUACUUGCAAGUUGAUGUGGAUGAUGAGUUUUGCUUCACCUUUAGUUAAUGUUUUAGUUUAGUUGAUGUGAAUAUGGUUUAAUAUAUUUUGCAAGUUGAAAUGCAUUUUACAAAUUGAGCUGUUGUGUGAAUGAAAAUGAGGGCUUGAACUACAAGGACGCUCCGUUGAGACGGUGAAAAAUAGGUUGUUUAUAAUUCUGAUGGUCAACUGUUAUUGUACAUUGUGAGUUUGAAUGAGCUCCGAGUUGUUCAAAUCGUGUGCCUUUUCAUUGAAGUAACUUGGACUGGCUUUGAAUUUUCAUGUUCAGGGAAACAGCGCCAUCUAAUGGACUACGUGUCGACAUGUCAUUUCCCCGUGAGUGGGUUUUGGCCAUCGCAACUCACCCUGCCCCACCUCAACCUCUCUUUGUCAUCCUCCCUAGUCACACCUUUUCUCCUCAUAUCCUUCUUGAGCAUGUCCCACAUGGCCUCCCUGACUUUUCUGCGUGAGCUGUUCUGCCGAGGGUCAGCAUGAAUGGCUGUUCAAAUAACAUGAAGGAGCCUGAAAUGGCCUAUAAAGACCCGUUUGGCUGGAAUGUGUGAAUUAUAAAAACGUUGAGUCAUUGUGAUGGAAAUGUAAGUGAAAUUCUAAGUCGUUUGUCUUGUUUUGAAUUUGACCUCACCAGUCAGUUUACUUUAAUGAUUGACUGUUUUUAGUCUGUUCGAACUGAAGUUGUGUAUUCUGGAAUGUGGUGGGUCAGUUGUGCUUUAUUUAUUUUCUUUUUGAAAGAAAGUUCGUAGUAAAGACUUCAGUUUUGGUCGACUCUCAAAUAUGUUGGUGCCAACAUUUUCAGAAUUGUUGCAAAACUGCAAAACUGAAUGUUUGUUUUAAUUCUGUAUGGAUGUCUUGUUUGUUUGUAUUAAUAAUUCCUUCAAACAUACCAUCGCCUUCCAUUUUUUGGAGGCUGUUUUCAAUGUUUUUAUAACCAUGUAUAGCGAUUGUUGGAAGUGUUAUUGUCAUGGAUUGAAACCAAAGAUGUGAAAAGUUAGUUGUGAAUAUUAUUUUCUAAUGAUUGUUAAAUCCCCCACCAAAUGUUCUUUGUAUCACUUGAGUAAAGUUCGUUAUCUGAGUUGUUUUUCUGUUUGUUUGUUUGUUUUAUUUUUAUUUAUUUAUUUAGCUUCUUGUCAUUUAUUGUAAGACAGUUGUGUGUAAAGAAUUUGAUACAGCUGGUCGGUAAAUCCUCUCAAACAAGUGAUCUUUGAUCAGUCGAGAUUGUAUUUCCCUCCUGCACUAAGUGAAGCUUUUAUUAUCCUGUAUGAAUAAGUAAUUUUGUAAAAUGCGUAGUAA